Molecule: messenger RNA, 5991 nt
Organism: Terrapene triunguis (Three-toed box turtle)
Lineage: Eukaryota; Metazoa; Chordata; Testudines; Emydidae
Gene: PTPN3
Product: protein tyrosine phosphatase non-receptor type 3
Exons: 27
Coding region: 150-2930 (926 amino acids)
Biological process (GO): protein dephosphorylation
Cellular component (GO): cytoplasm; cytoskeleton; cytoplasmic side of plasma membrane
Molecular function (GO): cytoskeletal protein binding; protein tyrosine phosphatase activity
Source: RefSeq, a predicted model, not a curated record
GGUCCGUGGUGCGGGGAUCGGCGCAGCUUCCUGGUGGCGUGCGGGGAGCCCGGCACCUGCUCGGCGCGGCCGGCGGGAGAGAGGAGCCCCAGGCCGGGAGCAGCGGGGCGGCGCUGCCCCAUGGUGCGGCAGGUUAUUCAGCAAUAGUUAUGAACUCCCGGUUACGAGCAUUAGGUGGGAGGAUAAAUAAUAUACGAGCAUCAGAACUACCAAAAGAGAGAACCCGAUCAGAGAUCAUCUGUAAUGUCCACUUUUUGGAUGGCUCAGUACAAAGCUUCAAAGUCAAUAAACAAGACACUGGUCAGGUUUUGUUGGAUAUGGCCUAUAACCACUUGGGUGUGACAGAGAAGGAAUAUUUUGGUUUACAACAAAGUGAAGAGUCAGUAGAUUCCCCUCGAUGGCUCGAAUCAAGCAAACCUGUUAGAAAACAGCUUAAAGGAGGUUUUCCCUGCACCAUCCAUUUUCGAGUAAGAUUUUUUAUACCUGAUCCCAACACACUGCAGCAGGAACAAACCAGGCAUUUAUUCUUCUUACAACUGAAGACAGAUAUUUUGGAAGGAAGGUUGUUAUGCCCUCUUAAUUCUGCUGUUGUCCUCGCAUCUUAUGCCGUACAGUCUCAGUUUGGAGACCAUAACUCUUCAGUACAUCGUUCAGGAUAUCUCUCAAAUUAUCGUUUCAUACCAGAUCAGAACGAAGAUUUUUUAACCAAAGUAGAGUCACUACAUGAACAGCACAGUGGUCUCAAGCAAUCUGAAGCAGCGUCCUGUUAUAUAAACAUAGCACGAACCCUUGAAUUCUAUGGAGUAGAAUUACACAGUGGUAGAGAUCUACAUAAUCUAGAUUUGAUGAUUGGAAUUGCUUCCGGAGGUAUUGCUGUGUACAGAAAAUUUAUUUGCACAAGUUUCUAUCCCUGGAUGAACAUAUUAAAAAUUUCCUUUAAAAGGAAAAAAUUUUUUAUACAGCAACGGCAAAAACAUAAUGAAUCCAGAGAACAUAUAGUUGCCUUCAACAUGCUAAAUUACAGAGCAUGCAAAAAUCUAUGGAAAUCUUGUGUAGAGCAUCACACGUUUUUUCAGACAAAGUCGUCACUACCUCAUGAAAGAAAGAUAUUGUCCCAUUAUUGGACCUUUGGUUCUAGAAACCCAACAAAGUCUGUAAACAGCCACUACUGCAGAAAAGUCAUAGGUGGGAUGGUAUGGAACCCAACUAUGAGGAGAUCUUUAUCGGUUGAACAUCUAGAGACCAAAAGCCUGCCUUCUCGGUCUCCUCCUGUUACCCCUACUUGGAGGAGUCCUAGACUACGUCAUGAGAUUCGUAAACCACGACACUCAUCUGUAGACAACCUUACAAAUGAGAUUGCCUAUAUUACAGAAACAGAGGAUGUUUUUUACACGUAUAAGGGUUCUCCAACAUCAAAGGACAGUGAUUCAGAGUUCUCCCAGAACCGCAGUCCACGGAGGAGGUCAUCUGAACAAGAAUCACCAAAGAAUGUAUUGGAAAAUAGUCCAACACAGAACUGUCUGACUCAUACCUCACCGAUUGCCUUGUCCCAGUCUCCCAAUGGAGUUGGUAACUUUUCAGGCUCUUAUCCAUUGGAUGGGGUGGACAAACAGUUUUUAGAAACAUAUGACAACGUCACAAAAGGGAGCUUAACAGAAGAUUCCAGUCAGUACUACUGUGAUAAGAAUGAAGUAAUUGAUGGAGAUUUGCUUUUGGUGCGAAUCACUCCAGAUGAAGAUGGGAAAUUUGGAUUUAAUCUGAAGGGUGGUGUUGAUCAAAAAAUGCCUCUGGUGGUGUCAAGAAUAACUCCAGGAUCAUCUGCUGAUACAUGUAUUCCAAAACUGAAUGAAGGUGAUCAGAUAGUGUUAAUCAAUGGUCGAGACAUCUCAGAGCAUACUCAUGACCAAGUGGUAAUGUUUAUAAAAGCCAGCAGAGAAUUGCACACAAGAGAGCUUGCACUUCUGGUCAGGCGGAAAGUUGCCCAACCCUUGGUUGAGACCAAGUCAGAAGAUGAAGCAGAUUCCCAGAAUUUUCUAGAAUCCAUUCUUCGCACGUGUUCAGAGUAUGGUGACACACUAGAGGGGUCUAUGGAACAACUGAAGAAAGGGCUGGAAAGUGGGACAGUACUCAUUCAAUUUGAGCAACUUUAUAGAAAGAAGCCAGGGCUGGCUGUUACGUGUGCAAAAAUACCUCAAAAUAUGGACAAAAAUCGAUACAAAGAUGUUCUACCUUAUGAUGCCACACGGAUAAUAUUGCAGGGAAACGAAGAUUACAUUAAUGCAAAUUAUGUGAAUAUGGAAAUUCCUUCUGCUGGCAUUGUGAACAGAUAUAUCGCCACUCAAGGUCCUCUUCCACAUACCUGCGCACAUUUCUGGCAGGUAGUCUGGGAUCAUAGGUUAUCGCUGAUCAUCAUGUUGACAACCCUCACCGAACGAGGACGGACCAAAUGUCAUCAGUAUUGGCCUGAUCCACCAGAUAUAAUGGAGUAUGGCAACUUUCGUGUCAAAUGUCAAUCUGAAGAUUGUACUAUUGCCUAUGUUUUUAGAGAAAUGGUGAUUACAAAUAUUGAGACAGAGGAAGAGCACACCAUCACCCAUCUCCAGUAUGUUGCUUGGCCUGAUCAUGGUGUUCCUGAUGACUCCAGGGACUUUUUGGAGUUUGUCACCUGUAUGAGGCCAAAGAGAGUGGAGAAUGAACCGGUCCUUGUUCAUUGCAGUGCUGGAAUAGGCCGCACUGGUGUAUUGGUCACUAUGGAAACAGCCAUGUGCUUAAUUGAAAGAAACCAACCUGUUUAUCCACUGGAUAUUGUACGAAAAAUGCGAGACCAGCGAGCUAUGAUGGUGCAAACAUCAAGUCAGUACAAGUUCGUGUGUGAAGCUAUUCUUCGUGUUUACAAAGAAGGAUUAGUUCGACCACUGGAUUCCAGUUAGUAGAGCUGUGAAAGGAUUAAUUUCAUCUUCUAAAAACACCGGUUGUCAUAAAGCCAGGAUCUCAUUUCUGUAGGUGACUAGAGAAUUCAUCAAAAGCCCAUGGGAAGUCAGAUGAGCACAUUUGAGCAGUGGCACUUUAAAUUUCCGUAGACAAUUACUAAGUCAUGUACAGUAUAUAGAAGACAUGUAUAUAUGUAUAUGUGAGCAGUUGUGUAUAAUAUGCAUUAUAUACAUACUGAAAAGAAAUAAUCAAGGAAACUUUAGUACGUAACCUGCAUCUUUUACUGCUGUAAAAACAAGUUUUCCUCUAGAAUUUACUUUAACCCUGGUGUUUACCAUUCUAAAAUACAAAAGGAAAACCAGCAGUAUUAAUAAAAAAGUGCCCCAGUUAAUGAGGUAUUGAGUGUCUUCAUCUCCUACUGAAGUCCAUGGGAGUUAAAUGCUAAACACCUUGCAAGAUUGGGACCAAAAUAUUGAUAUACAAAGUAGAGUUGGUCAUAUUAUUUGGUUCCUGGAGGUUUAUCAAACAUUUUACAUAAAUAGAAUGCCAAGGGCUAAACCCUAAACAUGUCCAUUAAGAGCCGGAGUAAUUAAAGAAUUAACUCCCAUCAACCUGAUUGCAAAUAUGCUGGUUAUACUAAUAAACUUUUGAUAAAUCAAAUAUAGCAUACCUGACACCCAAACUAAUGCUGCUUUGCAGGUUUUAUUGAGAUCUUCCACAGCUUGAAUUUUCCAUUUUCUUGACCUUUCAAUAGUUUACCUAUUUCCUGUAGCCUCUUCCGCUCUACUCCUUUGCACCCUAAAUAUGGUACUUACUUAAUUUCACUAUGUUUUCUUGUGGUUUUUCUCUUUAUAGACUGAAAACAUUUAAACUAAAACUUAGUCUGAUUUAUCUUUGUUUCCCAGUGUAUUUAUUAGUUCUCACAUGCAAGAGUGGACUAAUAUUGCACCCCAACUGCUAAAUGGCUUACUAUACAUGCAAACUGGCCCGAUCCAGUGUCGGAAAAAAUGUACUACUGAACCUAUUAAACAUGUUGCUGCUAACUCAAGGUGUAAAACUUGCAAGGACACAGAGGCUACUAGUGUUCAGAUGAUAAAACAUUGGCUUCAUUGCCAUUCAAUAGAAAUCUUAUUCUAAUUCAGUGGAAUGCAGUAGUGUGAGGUGCCUCUUUCAUGCUUCUUUCCUUUGUAUAAAUGAAAUUAAGUUCAUAUGAAGACUUCUACGUAAAGAGAGAGAAUUUGUGCAUUGCUAAAUAAUUCACCCUAAGGUACAAUGGUCUCAGUUUCAUUUCAAAGGGGAGAAUUGGACUUUCUGAACAAUAUAACCACAAUUGUAUGACAUUAAUUUAUUCUGAAUACGCUUUUUGAUUGUCCUAGAUAAUUCUGCAUUUGUGAAUAGUAUGUUAAUUUUUUUUUAAAUGUUCUAUGAGAUUGUAUAUAAUUCUGUUAUUUAAACAUUCGUUCUAAAUAAGGAAAGUUGUCUAAAAUUUAUAUUGGCAUAUAAGCCAGAUGUUUAUAUGUGUGUAAAAAAAAAAUCUAAUUUUCUCCUAAUAUAUAUAUAUAUACACACAUGCAUUUUAGAACUAUAAUUUGUAUUAUGAGUGCUGUCAUUUGUAUUUGACAACAGAUUAUUUUAUAGAAACUACUACACCUGGAGAUGCUGCAAUCUUUAAUGACAUCCAAGAGACUUUUUUUCAGAAGAAGAUGGUUUGAAAGCAGGUGUAGUUCAUUCUAGAUCACUCACUCUUCUGGUGUGCAGAUUGGUCCCUUCUUGGAGAUUACAUCAUUAGUUGUAGUUGGUGGGGGAGAGUUUUUUGGUACUUUUCUUUAGUCAAGACGUUCAUGCUAGUCAGAACAAAUGGGGUUAUAUGGCAGCCUAACUAAUGUGUAUCAGUUGAAGAGUGAGUAGUUUUUCAUAUUCUUUCAAAUAUGCUAUUCAAGAUUUAGCUUGAAUUGGUGCUUGUCAUAUAUUGAACCACUAUUAUCUGGUGGAUUGGGCAUGGACUAGAAUUCAAGAGAGUGGUUCUAGCCCAGAUUCUGAUACUAUUUUGCUUUGACUGUGGCAAGUCAUUUAACCUCUCUGUGCCUCGGUUACCCCAUAUAUAAAAUGGGGCUGCUCGUGCUUAUUACCUUUAUAAAGCAUUUUGGAAAAAACACAUGAAAAAGUACUAUGUAUGUGCAAAUUAUCUGUUGCUGUUAUCCUUAUAAUAGAAAACUUUUAGGUGUUAAAAAUUGUUGCUGCUGCUAGACUGGAAAUUUGGCAACUGCAGAAGGCUCAAAGCACUAAAGGAGCCAUAUCUCCCAUCUGAUUCACUGUCAGGAGGUUUCCUUUUAUUAUGUCUUUAGUCCCCUUUGCAUCCAGUCAGCACUUUCAGAAGUAGCACUGCCUCCUCCCCCACUCCCACCCUGCAGGUCCUUGAGAAGAAGUGCUGCUUACAGUUCAUCUUACGGGCAAUUGAUAGUGUGACUGGAGCCAAAAAAGAAGUGGAGCAAAGAGUCUAAGAGAACAGCAUGAGAACACUUACAGACUCCCUUGUGGUAUACAUUUGAUUUCUUAAAAUAUUUUAUUAUUUUUAACCUACUUGUGUUCCAGGAAGUUAAUGUAUUUUUGCCACUAGUCAUGCUCCUCUUUAUUGUGUCAACCAUAUAAUGUACUUACCAAAAUGCAAUAAGUUUCUUCCAGUACAUAACUCCAGUAUCUUCCAGCAGUGCUGUACAGCUUUGCCUUAUACGUUAAUGUCCAUGUAAUGUUAAGAAUGUAAUCAGAUUUUGCUAUAUAAAGCUUUUCCUUUUUGGUCUGGAUAUCUCUAGAGAAAAGAAUGGAUUUUUAUUUUGAAUUUCUUCAAUUAAUACUUGGAUUCUCAGAGAACAUAUAAGGCACUGAUACCUGCUGUAGCAUUAACUUGAAAUAGCCAUUUAAAAAGACAAUUUGAUAAUAUCUGUAAUUAGUCUAUACUUUUUAAGAUCAAAAGAGCAAAUCUUAAUUUGAAAAUUGACCAGUCUACUACUAUUUCACAGUCUCGCUGGGUUUUGCACAUGUACAGUAAGCCUUUUUUUUUUU